AUGACGUCGAUGUUUGUGAAUAGCCCUGUCCGUCUCGGACGGAUAUCCCGGCCUUUGCUAUCAAGUAUAUGCCGAGUGGGUCGCUCGAGCUUUGUACAGUCUCGAAGAUGUCUGGCUACGCAGGUUGACCAUUCGGCGGCAGUUCCUGAAUCUGACAGCGGGAAGGAAAGAGUGGUCAUUCUUGGAUCCGGUUGGGGAGGAUAUACCCUCUCCCGAAAAUUGUCGCCAAAGUCGUUCUCCCCGGUCGUUAUUUCCCCUCGCUCAUACUUUGUCUUUACUCCUCUCCUGACUGACGCUGCUGGCGGGUCGCUGGAUUUCUCAAACAUCGUGGAGCCAGUUCGGGAUCCUCACGCUAAAGUCGAUUUCAUCCAGGCCGCUGCACGAGCUGUCAACUUGGAAAAGAAAACUGUUCUAUGUGAGUCAACCGUGGUCUCGAGAGGCGUUACAGAAACGCCACGGACCCAUGAGCAUGAAAGGGAGUCUGAAAAAGGCCCGGGGAAGGGAGAUUUCUUCGAGGUUCCCUAUGACAAACUAGUCAUCGCCGUUGGUGCAGUCAGCAAGACGUUCAACACACCCGGAGUGAGGCAUAAUGCCAUGUUCUUCAAGGAUAUUGGUGAUGCGCGACGCGUGAGACGUCGGGUCCGAGAAUGCUUCGAGCUGGCGGUGCUACCGACCACGACUCCGGAGAUGCGGAAAUGGCUGCUGCAUUUUGCUAUUGUCGGUGCUGGACCGACAGGGACUGAGCUAGCGGCAUCCCUCCGUGACUUUAUCUACAAGGAUAUGACGGCACUAUAUCCUGCCGUGAAAGGUCUCCCCACCAUCACCCUCUACGAUGUAGCACCGAAGGUGCUCUCUAUGUUUGAUGAAUCCCUAUCAAAGUACGCCAUGGAGACCAUGAAGAAAGAAGGCAUCGACAUCAAAACCUCGCACCACGUAGAAGGACUUCGCUGGGGUGCGCCAGGAGCCGAACCUCCUUACGAAAUGGACCCCAGACACUGCCUCACAAUCACAACCAAAGAAGAAGGCGAAGUAGGCAUCGGGAUGUGCGUCUGGGGAACCGGAAACGCAAUGAACAAGUUCGUCAAGACAGCUCUCCAAGACGUGGAAACAUUCCCCACCGCAUCAGCCCUGCUGAAAGACGGCACCCAAGCGUCCCCGGAACUCGCAAAAGACACAACAUGGCACAUCAAAAAGGCACCCAAAGUGGGUGCCCUCCUCGUCGACGGCCAACUCCGCGUCCAAUUAGAAAACGCCGACGGCAAAACCGCCGUCCUCCAGGACGUCUUCGCUCUGGGUGACAACGCCAUGCCGGAAACGGGUGCACCACCCGCGACAGCGCAGGCGACGACCCAGGAAGCGAAGUGGCUCGCUACUAGGCUGAACAAGGGCGACCUUCAGAGAUCCGAACCGUUCUCUUUUCAAAAUAUGGGCACUCUGGCGUACAUUGGAGAUGCCAAUGCGUUGAUGCAGUUUCCUACUGAGGUUAGCAAACCACCUAAGUAUUUGACGGGACGGAGGGCCUGGCUUGUGUGGAAAUUAGCGUAUUUGACUAUGAGCAUGAGUUGGAGGAAUAAGUUGCGGAUUGCGUUCCGGUGGGUGUUGAAUAGUAUUUUUGGGAGGGAUGUAUCGAGGUGGUAG
Aspergillus nomiae NRRL 13137 is the source of this 1638-nucleotide messenger RNA. RefSeq names its product putative pyridine nucleotide-disulfide oxidoreductase. NCBI's taxonomy places the organism in Eukaryota, Fungi, Ascomycota, Eurotiomycetes, Eurotiales, Aspergillaceae. The transcript has a single exon. Gene Ontology annotation, molecular function: NADH dehydrogenase activity. The coding region runs from base 1 to 1638 and encodes 545 amino acids. The record is from RefSeq and is a predicted model, not a curated record.